AUGCCGAGCUCUCCCCCCGGGGGCCAGGUCAGCCCCCCGACCCUGGACACGGUUGGCCUGGUGGACCGGAGUCCAGGAUAUGCAGGGACCUCCAGCCCUGCCCCCACCGUGGAGGAGGGGGCCGCGGACCCCUGGGCCCUCCCCCAGCUGAAGGACACAGGCCAGUCCUGGAAAGAGCUCAGCGCGGCCGGCCGGGUGCGGCGGGUGCUGCUCGGCCUCCUCAAGGCCUGCGGACUCCUAGGCAGCCUCUACCUCUUCGUCUGCUCCCUGGACACCCUCAGCUCCGCCUUCCAGCUGCUGGGCAGCAAGGUGGCCGGGGACAUCUUCAAGGACAACGUGGUGCUGUCCAACCCGGUGGCGGGGCUGGUCAUCGGGGUGCUGGUCACGGUGCUGGUCCAGAGCUCCAGCACGUCCUCCUCCAUCGUGGUCAGCAUGGUGGCCUCCAACUUGCUGCAGGUCCGGGAAUCGGUGCCCAUCAUCAUGGGGGUCAACGUGGGCACCUCCAUCACCAGCACCCUGGUCUCCAUGGCGCAGUCGGGGGACCGGGAUGAGUUUCGGAGGGCCUUCGGCGGCUCCGCGGUGCACGGCAUCUUCAACUGGCUCACGGUGCUGACCCUGCUGCCGCUGGAGAGCGCCGCGGCCCCGCUGGAGCGGCUCAGCGAGCUGGCCCUGCAGGCCGCCAGCCUGCAGCCCGGGACGCAGGCGCCCGACAUCCUCAAGGUGCUGACGCGGCCGCUCACCCACCUCAUCGUGCAGCUGGACGCUGACGCGAUUGCCAACAGCGCCACGCACAACGCCACCAACAGCAGCCUCAUCAAGCGCUGGUGUGGCGCCAGGGAGCCCACGAUCCCAGGAAACAGCAGCGACUGCGGGGCGGCGACCUCGGGCGCCUGCCCCAGGACCGACGGCUCGACCCCCGCGGAGCAGCUGCCCUGCCACCACCUGUUCUCGGGCACGGCGCUCUCGGACCUGGCGGUGGGCCUCAUCCUGCUGGCCGGCUCCCUGCUCGUCCUCUGCUCCUGCCUGGUGCUCAUCGUCAAGCUGCUCAACUCGCUGCUGCGCGGCCGCAUCGCCCAGGCCGUGCGGACCGUCAUCAACGCCGACUUCCCCUUCCCGUUCGGCUGGCUCAGCGGCUACCUGGCCAUCGUGGUGGGCGCCGGCAUGACCUUCGUGCUGCAGAGCAGCAGCGUCUUCACCGCCGCGAUCGUGCCGCUCAUGGGCGUCGGGGUGAUCAGCCUGGAGCGGGCCUACCCCCUCUUACUGGGCUCCAACGUUGGCACCACCACCACGGCUCUGCUGGCCGCCCUGGCCAGCCCCCCGGGAACGCUGCCCAGCGCUCUCCAGGUGGCCCUCAUCCACUUCUUCUUCAACGCGGCUGGCAUCCUGCUGUGGUACGCGGUGCCGCUCCUGCGGCUGCCCAUCCCGCUGGCCCGGCGCUUCGGGGACCUGACGGCGCGCUACCGCUGGGUGGCGGUGGCCUACCUGCUGCUCGGCUUCCUGCUGCUGCCGCUCGCCACCUUCGGGCUCUCGCUGGCGGGGCCCGCGGUGCUGGCCGGGGUCGCGGGGCCGGUGCUGGCGCUGCUGCUCCUGGUCGCCCUGGUCAACGUGCUGCAGCGGCGGCGGCCGGCCUGGCUGCCCCGCGCCCUGCGCUCCUGGGCCUGGCUGCCCCGCUGGCUGCGCUCCCUGGAGCCGUGGGACCGCCUCGUGGGGCGCUGCUGCCCCUGCCGGGCCUGCAGCCCCCCGCCCGCCGCCGCCAAGGAGGCGCACUGCUACGAGAACCCCGAGGUCCUGGCCUCCCAGCGGCUGUGA
Eptesicus fuscus (big brown bat) is the source of this 1809-nucleotide messenger RNA. RefSeq names its product solute carrier family 34 member 3 (gene SLC34A3). The record is from RefSeq and is a predicted model, not a curated record. Gene Ontology annotation, biological process: sodium-dependent phosphate transport; intracellular phosphate ion homeostasis. Lineage: Eukaryota; Metazoa; Chordata; Mammalia; Chiroptera; Vespertilionidae. Gene Ontology annotation, molecular function: sodium:phosphate symporter activity. The transcript has 12 exons. Gene Ontology annotation, cellular component: apical plasma membrane; vesicle; brush border. The coding region runs from base 1 to 1809 and encodes 602 amino acids.